AUGUCUGAACAAACAAUUCCAACGGAAAAAAAAAGUGAAAAUUGUUUAUCAUUAGAUACAGAAGAACAAAAUAAAAGACGUUUUCAAAUAGAAUUAGAAUUUGUUCAGUGUUUGGCAAAUCCAUGGUAUUUACAUGCUCAAAAAGAUUAUUUUCAAGAUCGAGCAUUUCUUAACUAUUUAAAAUACCUUAGAUAUUGGAAACAACCUGAAUAUGCAAAAUAUAUAAUUUAUCCUCAUGCACUUCACUUUUUAGAUCUUCUUCAAAAUCCACAAUUUCGCCAAGAUUUGAAAAAACAAGACAUAGCAACUGAGAUUCAUUCUAAACAAUAUUAUCAUUGGAUGGCAUGGAGGAACAUUGAUGUGAACGUAGUUAGAUCAAUAGGUAGUAGUAGUAAUGCACACGAAUGA
This is a messenger RNA of Entrophospora sp. SA101, 408 nucleotides long. NCBI's taxonomy places the organism in Eukaryota, Fungi, Glomeromycota, Glomeromycetes, Entrophosporales, Entrophosporaceae. The record is from the annotation of a GenBank genome assembly.